Molecule: messenger RNA, 1365 nt
Organism: Eleginops maclovinus (Patagonian blennie)
Lineage: Eukaryota; Metazoa; Chordata; Actinopteri; Perciformes; Eleginopidae
Gene: glmp
Product: glycosylated lysosomal membrane protein
Exons: 7
Coding region: 54-1229 (391 amino acids)
Cellular component (GO): lysosome
Source: RefSeq, a predicted model, not a curated record
AGCUGACUGAUGACGCGGUGGUCAUGUGAUCCGCGCGCUCGGUCACAACAAAGAUGGCGGCGGUGAGGAUCUGCGGAGCUUCUUUAUUUUGUCUGAUUUUAGUUUCGACUCAAAGUGUGUUGAGAGGAGACUCGUUCAGGAGGAAGUUGUCGGUGGAGCUGAACCCCGGCUGGCCCUCCCCGCUGCCCCCUGUUGGCGACCUGCUGCACGUGAGAGCCGUGGGAGACAACGACACGCUGCACUUCCUGUUCUGCAGCCUGGGGGCGCCGACACUGCUGCUCGUCCACACCAACUCUUCUUCUUCUACUUUGGAGGUUGACUGGACUCAGUUUUUGACUCGAAAAGUCAGCGGCAGCCUGAGGGUGGAGCCGGAGAGCAGCAUCCUGCAAAGCAACGCCAUCGUCUUCAGCAGGCUGUUGGAGUACGAUGAUGUAAACAACACGGCCAACCCGACCUCUGACUUCUUCCCGCCGUACGACCUUCGGGACUUCACCUGGGCGCGUCUCAACCUCUCGGGAGCUAGUGCUUUGCUCUGCGGCGCUGCCGCGACCUUUGCUAACGGCUCGCUGUGCCUGAAGCUGACGGUGUUUGACUCGGAGGGGCGGGAUCAGAUAUUGCCCCGCCUCCUCCACUCCGCUAACUCCUCCCAGGUGGAGGUGUGGCUUGACGGAGUUUUGCCGCAGGCGACUCGUUCCCGGUUCCUAUUGGAGCUGCAGGCGGUGGGCGGGGCUUAUCCGCUGAGCCGGGUGGAGGUCCAGCGUUCGAUCGAUGACGAGUUCACGCCGUCAAUAUUCAAGGUUCUGCAGUGGCUGCCCCCCCUGAACCGGACCUACGGAGGGUCAGGAUUCCUGCAGUGGAAGCCGGUCUCGUACCGCCAGUUCUCUCCUGUGGUUGAAGACGGUACUCCGGCCCAACACUCGCCCCCCCGGCCUCAGAGUUGCGCAGAGGAAUCCUCCGGUCUGAUCAGAGCGUUCUAUGCAGAACCGGAAACCUUCGGGCUGAACGUGAGCUUCGGCCUCGCUGGAGAACCGUUCUACAACAGCACCCGGUUCUUCAGCUGGACGGUGUUACUGGGUGUUGGUCUCCCCCCCAUGGACUCCUUCUCCCCGGCUGUCCUCAUCAUGAUGGCGGUAGGUCUGGGAACUCCCAUGAUCCUCCUGUUGCUGGGCGGAGUCUGCGUCUGUAUCCGGAAGAGGGCGUCGGCCUCAUCCUACGAGCCAAUCAACUGAGGGCUGGCUCUCAGCCAAUGAGAUGUUUUCUUUUCUUUUUAAACCGACAGCCAAUCAGGAGCCAGGGUGUUCCUACAUGUGUUCAGUUGUCCUUCAGAUAAAAAUGACCUUUUAUAAUAAAAUGAUUUAAGUUUCA